Molecule: messenger RNA, 907 nt
Organism: Dreissena polymorpha
Lineage: Eukaryota; Metazoa; Mollusca; Bivalvia; Myida; Dreissenidae
Product: dnaJ homolog subfamily C member 27-like
Exons: 6
Coding region: 79-666 (195 amino acids)
Molecular function (GO): GTPase activity; GTP binding
Source: RefSeq, a predicted model, not a curated record
AGCUAAUCUGCGUGCAAUGGGUUUUUCCCAUAUCCCACAUUGCACUAUUUUGUUUACAGUUAGCAACCACUUUGACAGAUGGACAGACAACGGGGCCAUUUAGCCAAGAAUCCACAUGAACUGGUUGAUAAGCUUACAUGGAUAAAGAUUGUAGGCAUAGGUAAUGCUGGCGUGGGUAAAACGUGUCUCAUCAAGCACUUUUGUGAAAGCAAGUUCAGCGGUGGAUACCAACCAACAGUGGGCGUAGACUAUGGGUUCAAGAUUCAGAACGUUAAAGGCUGUGAACUGCGUGUACACUUAUGGGACCUGUCCGGUAGUCCGGAAUACAUCGACGUCCGAAACGAGUUAUACGGUCAGACGGACGCCAUUUUCCUCGUGUUUGACGUCACCAACCAAGCCUCGUUUGAGAGUCUGGACACGUGGCUGAAGGAGGUCACCAAGUACAGCAGCGGCGUGCACGAAAUUGUCCUCGUGGCGAAUAAGGUGGACACUAAAGCGGGCAAACGAUUAAUUAGUACCCAGGAUGCUAAGAAAUGGGCACAAAGUCAUAAAAUGAACAUCUACGAGGCCAGUGCGGCGACGGGUGACGGUGUGUUGAAGCUGUUUGACGAGAUGCUUAAUAACAUCAUCAACAAGCGUCGACAGGCGGGCAUUCUCACCAGCUGACCCGGCGACCUUGCUCAGCUGUUACCACACAUCAUGUGUAUUGUUGCCAUUAACUAAACGAGGACCUGUCAAUUUAAGAAGGCCUUCAGUCAGUCAGAACAUCACAUAUGUUUCAAAAGGACGAGAUUUAAAUUACUGAAUAUUUCACGAAAACGAUGUAAUGACGUUAUUGAUCAUUCAUGAAAUAAUUGAUAUUGUAAACCCUUUAACCCAUAUAAUAAAACAAAUCACGGUUGCAUGA